CAGCCAUCUGGUGCAGUUCCCUGCCUACAGCUCGAGGACGCCACAGCACUUCCAGCUGCCUUCCUGCUCCAUCACACCGCCCUGUGCUGCGGACAUAUUUGCACCGCCUGCCUUCUCGUUCCAUUGGCCCCAUCUCCUUCAUGUCGGAAGCACCACCAUCAGCAAGAGGAGGAGCACAGUCGCAAUCCAUGUUCAUUGCAUCCAACGUAGGCUUCAAAGCGAGUGGCCACGGCAUGCUCGCAUGCGACUUUGACUCUGUCGCGACCCAGUUUCAACCCAAGUAUUACAUGAAGCAGCAGCAGCACAAGCCGACCCACACCAACAACACCACGGGCCUUGCUCCUUCUGACGCCAUGCCGGUCACGGCCGACGACGAUGACGAAGACGACGACACCCGUCGGGAAGUCGAGUUCCCCGAUCCCGAGUACUCGAUCAACCGCGUAUCCGGGUUCCUCUGCGACUGUGCCACAGGUGCGCGCAUCAUGGACACAUCCAUCCUCAACUCGGAGGCCAUGCUGUCCAACGUCAUCGCGUACGUCCAUGCGCGCAUGAGCGUUGAACUCGACUUUGUCCAGCAUUCGAUCCCGUACGCUGGGGCGCCAGCAUCGUGCCAGUUCUUCGCGUCCAAGAACUACAACGUGACGAAGAAGCUGCUGGUGUUCGUGUGCAGUUCGCGCGGGUCCACUUGCGGCAUCUGGAGCCGCAGCCUCCUGCUUCGCUCGGGAGUGAACGUCGGUAGCAUGCUCCCGUACUUCCGCAAGGCCAUCGACAAGGGCUUUGGCGUGGUCGUGCUCAACCCAAACGUCAACUCUGUGCUCCGCGGCGCCACGAAACUCGCCAUCCCGUGCUCGUCCACACCGGAAGAGCAUGUCCAUCAUGUAUGGGAGCACUUUAUCUUUCCAAGCGCAGCCCAUGAGAUUCACUUCUUGGCGUACGGGUAUGGCGGCGUGCUUGUGUCCAACCUGAUCUUUAACCACGCGGUGAUGGCGAACCUGCAGCCCAGGCUCGGGAACCUCGGGUUCCUAGAGUGCACAACCAGUACCAAGUGUCCUCCGCAGCUGCAGCAUUCGAUUGGGCCACGGUGGGUGAGCUGGGAAACGUCCAAUGAAAUCGGGUUCGGCAAGCAGAUCCCGAAUCAAUCCGUCAACUCGGUGGGAAUCACCAUGUCGGCGGGGCCGACGGGGUCGUCGGAUGGCGGCGGCGGCAGCUCGUCGUCCAUCACGCAGACCGUGUUGGACCCUGUCUUUCGCUUCUUCGACGCCCCCAACGCCUAUGAAUUCCUCCGAACCGAAGCUAGGUGGCACAAUGUGAACGUCGUGGAUCAGUUCUUGAGCAAAACUCAACGGCGCAACGCCCCUAUCCCUGUCAAGAAGACCUCAAUGACAGUGGAUGACUUCGACUUGCUCAAGGUGUUGGGCAAAGGCGCGUUCGGCAAGGUGAUGCUCGUGCGAAGGAAAUCCUCGGGCGCGACGUACGCGAUGAAAGUGCUCAAGAAGCAGCACGUGGUGGCCAAAGCCCAAGUCGAACACACCCGAACCGAGCGCAAGCUGCUGCAAGAUAUUGACCAUCCAUUCAUUGUUCGGCUUCGGUAUGCGUUCCAAAAUGGAGGGAACUUGUACUUGGUGAUGGACUAUUACGUCGGCGGGACGCUGUUUCACAUGUUGCGGCAGCAGCGGCGAUUCAAGGAGCAUCAAGCGAGGCUGUAUGGCGCGCAAUUGGUGCUAGCAUUUACCCAUUUGCAUUCAUGCGACGUGGUAUUUCGAGACCUCAAGCUCGAGAAUAUCCUCAUGGACGGCGACGGGUUCAUCGCGUUGGCCGACUUUGGCUUGAGCAAGGAACAUGUCAAGUUGGACCACGACGCUGUCACGUUUUGUGGCACCCCCGAGUACCUCGCCCCCGAGGUGCUGCGGCGAAAAGCAUAUGGCAAGGCCGUCGACUGGUGGAGCUUUGGCAUUGUCAUGUACGAAAUGCUCAGUGGUAGCACGCCGUUCUACAACACGAACCGGCAAAAGAACUUUUACAAUAUCCUGCACGAACCACUGGAUGUAUCGUCCAAGUACUUUUCCGACGAUGCGCGGAGUCUCCUUCGCGGACUUCUUACCCGCAAGCCGCACCUCCGCCUUGGCUUCCACGGCGGCACUGAAGUGAUGGCUCACCCGUUCUUUGCGGACGUGCCGUGGGACAAGGUGUAUAUGCGACAGGUGCGCCCGUCGUUUGUGCCCAACAUCACAGCAGACGCCCCCCGCCCCAGCGACCAGGACGACAUCCCCGCCUCCGUACGGAAUGCCGGUGACUUCGACAUGCCCGAAGCACACGUCGACGCGUUUGCCAACUUUACGUACCGAUGCACAGAGCAAAUCGACAACUGGAGCGAACUCCAACACUAUCCCCAUCUCAGCGUGCAGAACCCGACAACGACCCACGAUGUGUGAUCAUGCUUCAACUGCGAAUUGUAGUACCCCAUGUAUAAUCAUUCUAAUGCUAGUACUAGUAGUAGUAUGUACUAUUAAUAGUAGAAAAAGUGCUAGUAUUAA
This is a messenger RNA of Aphanomyces astaci, 2534 nucleotides long. Its product is annotated as AGC protein kinase. The record is from RefSeq and is a predicted model, not a curated record. Lineage: Eukaryota; Oomycota; Saprolegniomycetes; Saprolegniales; Verrucalvaceae. The coding region runs from base 141 to 2432 and encodes 763 amino acids. Gene Ontology annotation, molecular function: ATP binding; protein serine/threonine kinase activity. Gene Ontology annotation, biological process: protein phosphorylation. The transcript has a single exon.